Messenger RNA from Anopheles coluzzii, 1427 nucleotides. Its product is annotated as glycosaminoglycan xylosylkinase homolog. Lineage: Eukaryota; Metazoa; Arthropoda; Insecta; Diptera; Culicidae. Gene Ontology annotation, molecular function: phosphotransferase activity, alcohol group as acceptor. Gene Ontology annotation, cellular component: Golgi apparatus. Bases 95 to 1417 code for a protein of 440 amino acids. The transcript has 4 exons. The record is from RefSeq and is a predicted model, not a curated record. Gene Ontology annotation, biological process: protein phosphorylation.
AAUGCAGAAUUGUUGGUAAACACAAAAACAUAACUACAGAGAACACAAGGUUUAGCAUCUGGAAUAGGAAUUACAAUCAUUCAAUGAAAAUCAGAUGACAAAUUUUAGUUUUUACAACCUCGUUUUAUUGUUGUGUCUAUCAUUUGUAAUCUAUUAUAGUCUCAAUAUAUAUUUGUUCAAUGAUCUACAAUCGACUGUGUCAAAAAGUGAUUUCAGUUUGGCAGAACAUCAUGCAUUAUCGAAGCAGGUCACCAAAGGAAACUCUUUUUCCAAGAAUACGACUUCAAACAGUCUCCUUUCAGUACACAAGGCAAUCGUCGUUAAAUCGAAGAUAUUGAAACCAGUUUUCCGGAACAAAAAUCCCAAGUACAUCGCCAUCAAACAGAAGCUACUUAGUUGUUUUUUUCCUAAAACAUAUAAUUCGAGCAGCGUAUGGAAGAUCGCAAACUCGUGGCCAAAUGCAAAUGUAGUUUUCCCAUCCACGGAUAAACUAAUCGGAGCAGUUAUAAAUGCAUUGACGACGGAUUCUAUCCAUAGCAUGAAAAAUUCUCGAAGAGGAACGCAAUUAAAGCUGGUAUUGGAGCUUACCAACUCGCAAUUAGUACUUUUUAAGCCAAGUUGGUAUUCGCGUGACGAAAUUAUGAAUGGCUCUGUAUACUCAGGAAAAGACAGACAUAACUCGGAAAUAGUUAGCUUUCAUCUUGCAGCCAUUCUUAAUCUUCGAUACACACCGAUAGUAGCUGGACGCCGAAUUUCUUUGCGCGAUAGUAUUAAAUAUGCAGAUGCCGAGCUGCAACAAACAAUGCCAGUGGUUAAUAAUCUUCAGUGCGUGUAUGGUGUUUGUCAUUUUUGUAAAAGCGAUGAAAUUGUAUGUGAUGAUCAGCAAAAUGGAACGCUUGAAGGAGCUGUUCUAUUCACCAUUCCGGGGAAAAUUAUCAAGUAUAGAUCCCCGUGGCAGCGCACGUACAAAGAGCAAUUGAAGGCUGAAUGGGAAAAAAAUGACAACUACUGUGCGCUCAUCAGCAAAAAACUGAAUUUUGAUGUUCUUUUAGAUCUAAUAGAUGCAGCCAUAUUUGAUUUUCUAAUACAAAAUGGUGAUAGACAUCAUUACGAAACGCGCGAAAAUCGGGUUUUAUUGCUGGACAAUGGAAAAGGGUUUGGUAAUCCAUUUGUUGAUCAUAUAGAUAUACUUGCACCUUUAUAUCAAUGUUGUUAUAUCCGACGCACAACUUGGGAGAGGUUACUAAUAUUUUCUGGAGGAGCACUAAGUGAAACUUUGGAAGAAUUAAACAAGCUGGACAGUUUAUAUCCUCUCCUAAACAAAAACCACUAUGUUGCUAUUGAAAGACGACUUCUUUAUAUUUACAGCACGGUUGAGUUAUGUAGAGAAAAGUUUGGCAAUAAAACUUUGAAAUAGUUUUACUCAA